UAACUAUUGUUGGUACCAUUUCCUAAUUUGUGAUGUCAACACUGUAAUAUUUUUUUUAAUUCUUUCUUCCGGUUGCCAACACAAGGCAAGAUGCGUUCCGUCACAUUGAAGGAUGUUGAACAGGACAAGGUCGUCAAGACCGUCGCUGCCCAUCUGAAAAAGACGGGCAAGGUCAAGGUACCAGAACACAUGGACCUGGUGAAGACCGGUCGCUUCAAGGAACUGGCUCCCUACGACCCCGACUGGUUCUACGUUAGGUGUGCUGCCAUCCUCCGUCACAUCUACAUCCGUUCCCCAGUUGGAGUCAAGACUGUCACCAAGAUCUUCGGUGGUCGCAAACGCAAUGGAGUCACACCCUCACAUUUCUGCAGGUCAUCAGGCAGCAUCGCCCGCAAAGCCCUUCAAGCCCUUGAGGCCCUGAAGAUGGUUGAGAAGGUCCAAGAUGGUGGCCGCAUCCUCACUGUUCAGGGCAGGCGUGAUCUUGACAGAAUCGCCGCUCAAGUCCGCCUAAAGGCUAAGCAGGCCGCUAAGCAGCAAGUCAUCGUUCUUUUCAUUGAAAUAUUGAAUUCGCUCGGUUGUGUUUGGAGAUGCAGUGAUUACAAAAUGUUGUUGGCAUUUGGACGUGGUAUCGGCUUUACCGUUUUACUGUGCUUGUUAACGUGCGUUGUUUCUUUGCGUCAGUAUGGGACGCCGGGUAACACUUUAUACGUAACUGAAGAUGCGGACCAGAGCCGUGGCAAAUUGCAAGUUAUCAAUAGAUUCGCCGAGAAUGAAGACAGUUCCCGUUUGGAAAGGAGAAAACGUGAAGCGACAACGCUAUCAACUCCCACAGUACAGAAAAACAUAAGUACAUGGACUACACACCUCAAUGACAGUCACCAGCAGUUGAUGGUCCAUUGGGUUGGUGAGGGGUCUAAUGUCAUCAUCUGCCUGGCCAGAGACUCCAGUCCAAGGAACAAAGGAGUUUUGUCACCAUCAGCUCUCUUCAUUUCCUAUGACUAUGGCAAGAACUUUACCAAUAAGACAGAGGAGUUCAGAUUGGGCCCUGGACCUGACAGUGGAUAUGCACAGCUGGAUAAAUUCUUCAAUCACCCUAAAUAUCCAGAGUUUUGCGUAUUCGUUGACUCGACGAAUAAGAAGUUGUUCUACACGAGCGACAAUGGACGCAAUAUCCAUCGAUCUGAUCUGGUCUUCCAUCCCAGCGAGCUCUCUUUUGAUGAAGAGUUUCCUGACAAAUACGUCAUUUUGGACAAAGUCGACAUCAAUAGAAAACUGUACCUGACACUAGACGGCGGUAAGACAUUCAAGAUGAUCCAAAGCUACGUGAAGACCUUCUUCUGGUCUUCGGGGCCUGGUUUCCCGAAGAUAUUCUACAUGGAGCGAUGGAAGCCAGACGGCACGAGUACCGUGUUCAGUGCCAGCGACCCGACUGACCUGGUCAACGCUGAGGUGCUGUUCGAAGAAGCCAAAGAUUUCCAGAUCAAAGGAGACUACAUGUUCGCCACGAAGCAAUCCAAAGAUAGAAACACCCUACAUCUUUACAUUUCACACCAAAGAGGACCAUUCUACAAGGCCGAGUUCCAAACAGAGUUAGACCUGAAAAGGUUCCACAUCGCAGACGUUACUGACAAACGUAUAUUCGUCUCUGUCAUGCACACUGAUUCUCUGGCUAACCUGUAUGUGUCAGAGAUAAGCAACAAUUUCACACAGUACAACUUUGUAUUGAGCUUGGAGCAGAUAUUGUGCUACUUCCCUGAUGCUAAUUGGAAGGAUAGCUGGCUAGAGGACGUGACAGAAGACCCAUUUACGGAUUUGUACCGCGUUGAAGGGUUGAAAGGCAUUUACAUAGCGUCGAGGGUUGAUUCAAAGGCGCCCGUUUCAACACUUGGGCCGGAACAUCUGAUCUCGUUGAUAACUUUCGACCAUGGAGUCACGUGGUCACCUAUCAAUCCGCCCACUGAAGAUGAGAAUGGUAAACCAUUGAACUGUCAUAUCGGGAACUCAUGCAGUCUUCAUUUAUGUCAGAAGUUCAGUCAGCUGUACCCGGUUACAAGCCCACCAGGAAAUGUGGUUGCGAAUGGUGUGAGGUCAGCAAGUAUUAUGAGCUCGAAAUCGGCUCCAGGCAUCAUAAUGGCAACCGGCGUUGUUGGCAAAUCUCUCAAAGGCAUUCCCGGAGUGUACAUCAGUAGGGACGCCGGCCUCACGUGGAAGAGGAUACUCAAAGACUAUUACUUCUUCAACUACGGAGACCACGGCGGCGUCCUCGUAGCCGUCAAGUAUUUCAAAUCUCGCGGCGAAACCAGAAAGAUAUUAUAUUCCACAAACGAAGGCAUCGAAUGGAACUCUUAUCAGUUCAAUGCCGAUGACCUGCGGAUCUACGGGCUGAUGACCGAGCCUGGAGAGAAUACCACAACGUUUACUAUGUUUGGGUCGGCGAAUGAGCAGCAUCAGUGGAUUAUAAUCACGAUAGACCUGAGAAACACUUUUGCUCGUAACUGUGGUGACGAAGACUACAAGUACUGGUCGCCGUCGCCUCCCAACUCUUCAGUGUCUUGUGUACUCGGCACUAGGAAUACAUUCCAGCGACGCGUAGCCCAUACUAACUGUUACAAUGGAAUAGAUUACGACAGACCCUUCAAGAAAGAGACUUGCGAAUGUAGUCGCCGAGAUUUUGAAUGUGAUUUCGGAUUCAUGCUAGCCGGCAACGAAUGCAUUCAUAAUAAAUCAUCCAAAUAUGACCCCUACGCCAUUCCCGCUGAUUGCCAACCGGGACACUUCUACAAGCGCACUAAGGGUUAUAGGAAAAUUGACGGCGAUGUGUGCACGGUCUCCGGGUACUUAUCUUAUGUUCCAGAUAUGAUUCCUUGCCCUAUUGAAGAGCCAACUGAGUUCUUAUUGGUAGCUUUGGGCACUAAGAUCGCCCGCAUAGAUUUGUUCGAUAAUACCACAAUUUACCCCGUAGUAAAUGAAAGGAAUAUAGUAGCCAUCGAAUUUGACAUGAAGAACAACUGCAUAUAUUGGGCUGACAUAGAAUUAGACAAGAUCAGUCGUCAAUGCUUUAACAAUGGGACAGCUGAAGAAGUGAUUGUUGACAGAGACCUGGCAAGCAUAGAAGGUAUGGCGUUUGAUUGGAUUUCUAACGUUCUAUUCUUCGUUGAUGGAUUGAGGAGAAAGAUUGAAGCGGUCAGAACUGAUAUGACAGGAGAUAUCAGAAUGAGGGUCACGAUUCUAGACUCGACUGUUCUAUCGAGACCACGAGGUAUUGCAGUACAUCCUAAAGCAGGUUACCUGUUCUGGACCGACUGGGACAGGAACAAUCCCUCAGUAUCGAGGUCAAAUCUUGACGGUACGGACGUGAAGAAAUUGUUCGGUAAACCAAUCGUUAAGUGGCCUAAUGGGAUAACGAUCGAUCAAAUGGCCGAGAGAAUAUACUGGGUGGACGCCAUGGAGGAUUACAUCGCCAGCUCAGACUUAAACGGCAGAUACUUCAGGAGAAUCAUGUGGAAUGAUGGCAGAGUGACGCAUCCCUUCGCCGUCGCAGUAUUGAAAGACAAGAUGUAUUGGGACGAUUGGAAGGUUAAAUCGAUAUUUGUGGCCGACAAAGAUUCUGGAUCGAAUGUAAUGACGAUUAAUGACUCAUUCGUCGGUUUAAUGGACUUGAAAGUGUUCGCACAUUUUGUUCAGCACGGCAGUAAUGCGUGCUCGUAUAAGAAUACGAGUUGCGAUGCGAUAUGUUUGGGAGGGCCGGGCAAUACGUUCAGCUGCCUGUGUCCUGAUGGCUUGGUCAUGAAUCAUGGGAAAUGUAUGUGCAGUAACAACACCGAGCCGUACGCUAACAUGACCUGCCCGGAAACUGCAGUGUCUACUUGUGGACUGGACCAAUUCAUGUGCAAGAACGGUAAAUGCGUAUCAUCAUUUUCCCGAUGCGACGGCAACAACGACUGUGGUGAUACGUCCGAUGAGGUCGGCUGUAUGUGCGUACCUCCCAUGAUUAUGUGCGACAACUCGCGGUGCUACCUACCUCAUUGGAGAUGCGACGACGAUAUAGAUUGCGCUGACAAGAGCGACGAAAAAGAUUGUGGGCCCCGUAACUGCACAGAGAAUAAGUUCCAAUGCGACAACGGACAUUGUAUCGAGAAGCGAUGGGUUUGCGACGGAGACGACGAUUGUAGAGACGGAUCCGAUGAGAGGAAUUGCACGGUUCAAACAAAGCGUCCAGACAUUAUAGAAAGUUGUUCCGGCAACGGUUUCGCUUGCACCAACGAUAGUACUCACGACGCUCACCCUUGCAUCCCCAACUCCUGGGUCUGUGACGGGGAGAAAGAUUGUGACAACGGAGAAGAUGAGAGCGAGGAACAUUGUAAGGACUCCACUUGUGCGCCGACCAUGUUUAGGUGUCCCAGUGGCAAAUGUAUCUUCAAGUCUUGGGUAUGCGACGGCGAGAACGACUGUGGCGAUGAUCACCAUUCAGAUGAGAAAAAUUGCACCAACACCAAUCAUUCGAAAUUGCUCCCUAUUCCCGGCACAGAUAAGCCUAAUUUCCCUAGCAACGGGGCCUGUUUGGAUUGGAUGUUCAAAUGUGACAAUGGCCAGUGUUUGCCCGACUGGUGGAGAUGCGACGGCGUCAACGAUUGCGGAGAAGACGACCGGUCCGAUGAGAUCGGGUGUGGAAUGCCCGAACUCAGACCGGUCACGCCCGAACAUCAUACGCCUAUUACCAGAAAGUGUGGGAAGAACGAUUUCACUUGUGCCCCUGGUCUUUGCAUACCACUGCAAUGGGCCUGCGACGGCGCAGUAGACUGCCUGGACGGGUCUGACGAGCGGGACUGCCCGGCUCGCGGCGCCAUCCCCCCGCGCUGCGGGCUGGUGGAGACGCCGUGCCGCGACGGCAGCGCCUGCGUGCGUACCGAACAGAUCUGCGACGGACACUUCGACUGCGAGGACAAGAGCGAUGAGAUGAACUGUCCUGGGACCUCGAGUCACAAACCAACAGUCGAAUGUCCUCGAAGCUACCUCAUGUGUGACGAUGGUACGAACUGCGUAUCACUGUUAGGCGUCUGCAAUGGCCGACAAGACUGUUACGAUGGUACUGAUGAGCUCAACUGCACCAACGCGGCUACUGAAAACACCCACAUGUAUCAAGUGAGUCGAUUCCUAAGCAUCGGCGUAGACCAGUCUUCGAUAAACUCGACGAGUUUCCUCAUAUCAUGCUGGAUGGCUCAACAGAAGACGGUACUCUAUAGCUUCUUGCCGUCCAUAGCUAAAGUCAGCGAUGGAGUCUGGUCCAACAAGACUUGGACUAACGACAGUAUUUAUAGGUUUACGGAUUUGGAGCCAUACACGAAUUACAACGUUACCUUCUACAUAAGAGACAGCAAGUCGAAUAAAACUUAUCCCUCUUUGAAAUAUGUUAACACUACCACUGGGGAAGGAGAACCGUCCCCACCCAUUCGUCUAAGUGUGAGACAGCUAAUCGGUCGCCGCAUCAACAUAGUGUGGGACCGUCCGGAACAACCGCGCGGAAACAUUCGCUACUACACUCUGUACUACGCCCCACCACUCCCCCCAGUCGACAAGAUCAUACCGGCCAACGGUAAUAAGACCUUGUCCGUCGAUGUCACUGGAUUCUUCGAACCCUUCAAUAACUAUUCCUUCUGGGUGACAGCUUCAAACGGCGCUUUCACAUCGAAAUCAUCUCAAGUCAUGAACAUAACGUUUGACCCGGCUAACGAUGUGGAUGACCUAGUGAAUGCCAGUAUGACGACACUGAAUGCCAGCGCGGUCAGGCUCGAGUGGCAUCAGAUACGCAAUGUCGAUGGGUACAUCGUGAGGAUGAGAUUGCCCCCCGAAUAUGCUAUUCGCGAACCUGUUACUACUAAAGCUACUAAUAUUACGCUUACCAACCUACCCCCUGGCGUAUUAACAUACAUCGACAUAAAGGCUUACAAGAACAACGUAUUUGGCGAUCCAUUCACCAUCCCGUUACGAACGGCGGGAACCAAAGACGAGACGCUUAACUUUACCGCCAUUUUGUCCAAAGAGAAGAAAACGUCUGUACAAGUUGUAUGGGGACCGCCCGCUGGUGAUCGGUACAAAAAUAAGGAGUUAGAAUACGAAGUGCAUUACACUAAUAUGAUACAUAGAACUAAUCCUGGGGAAAUGUCGAAUGACACCCGCAUUAUAACAAAGAACACGAGUGUGCUAAUAGAAGGCUUGCACGCGUGUGAGAGCUACGUGUUCACCGUGGGGCUGCGAGGCGGACCGCUCGCCAAGUUCGUCGAGAUCAUUACCAGGGAGAAUGAUAAGGCUCCAGUGAAGAACUUGCGCGUUGAAUAUGACGAGGACAAAGCUGAAAUGAAGAUCCUAUGGGACGCCAACUGCAACGCUCUGAGUAAAGCAGCCACGUAUUUGCUCGACAUAACCGAACUGACGAAUAACAAGGAGAGCCACUACGAAUUGGUGCCGUCGAAGUCGUCAAGCUAUUCACACGUCAUUGUCAAUGUACCCGUCGGUGGACGAUACAAUAUUUGUGUCCAUGUGAAUGUAGAAGACGCAGCGCUGCAGUGUACCCAGGUGCGAGGUCAGCGCCUGCAGCCGCCCAGCGGCGUGCUGGCGUGGCUGUCGCCCAACGGACACGUCAUGGUCAGCUGGGACGCCGGGGCACCGCACAAGAACGAAUACGAAGUGAUAGUCUCUGAGAAGGAGAUCCCAGAAGACUUGCUUCACCCCACUGAAGAUAUGCGCACGAUGAAGGCGGAGAUGUCACCCUGCCUCAUGGCGUCGCCCGAGGGGGUGACGGGGCCGCUGUACGUCGGCGUCAGGACUGUCACCCCGGAGGGGUACUACAGCGAUCUUAGUGAAGUGCAUACUUUGACUAUGGAAGCGUCGGAGCUGGAGGGUCCGUCCCCGCUGCGCGCGAUGUGGUGGGGCUGGGGCGGAGCCCUGCUAGCGUGUGCAGUGCUGGGCGGAGCCCUGCUGCACGUGCUGCUGCGGCACCGGCGCCUGGCGCGCUCGUUCCUGCGCUUCACGGCGCACACGCCGCGCUACGACAGCCGCCGCGGACAGGCCAUUAUUGGCGACCACGAUGACGACGACGUGCCUCCGAUCCACGGGUUCUCAGACGACGAGCCGCUCGUGAUCGCGUGAGCUCCCAACUUGUGAUGUAACCGUGAUCUUGUCUAAAACAUAGUAUUUAUUUUUUCAUAAAAAAAAACUCACAUCUUAAGACAAAUUGUAGUCUGCUUGUGGUUGUAAAAUUGAAUUAGUUACAAUAGUCGAAUUUAUUUUAUUAUCGUUAUAUUACAACUGCAGUGCAUAGAAACAUCGAUCUAACACAUCGAUAUGUAUAUUUUUAAUUUUUUUACUUCAUAACGCCCCGAGUAUUAUUAUGUUAUUCAGAAGCAAUUUAUAUUAUUUUAGUUUUAAAGUAGCUGCGAACAUUCCUUGAACACUAUUUUAGCCGAAUUAGUGUCAAUGACAAAGUGUGGCGGAAUGUCCGCAGCGUAACCGACGGGCUGUAAAUGGUAAGACUUGUUAAAUUAUGUUUAUAAUCUACGUAAAGACAUAAGUUAUAAGUUUCCGGAGAUACGGAAUCGUAGGCGACAUGAACAAUUCUCAUUUCAUAUAAUCGGCACCAAAGAAUAGAAGUACAACAUAAAGAGAUAUUAACAUCUAUGCUGAACUGUUGUUACAUUAUCGUGGAUCUCGACAUUCCCAAUGUGUUUGUGUAAUGUUUUUUACUUUAGUUCCUAUACAAGUUUAGUGCCGCGUCAUCUUAUUGACCAGUCUUGUGAAAUUGUUAAGUUAUCGUUAUAUGGCUGGGCUCAUGUAUUAUGUAAACUGUGAACAUUUAAAGAUAAUAAAUGUUUAAAAGUC
Messenger RNA from Helicoverpa armigera (cotton bollworm), 7875 nucleotides. RefSeq names its product small ribosomal subunit protein eS19A (gene RpS19a). The record is from RefSeq and is a predicted model, not a curated record. Bases 91 to 7146 code for a protein of 2351 amino acids. The transcript has 32 exons. Gene Ontology annotation, biological process: ribosomal small subunit assembly; post-Golgi vesicle-mediated transport; translation. Gene Ontology annotation, molecular function: structural constituent of ribosome; protein binding; RNA binding. NCBI's taxonomy places the organism in Eukaryota, Metazoa, Arthropoda, Insecta, Lepidoptera, Noctuidae. Gene Ontology annotation, cellular component: membrane; cytosolic small ribosomal subunit; Golgi apparatus.